UUUUACUUUUUUUUAGUAGGGGCGUGCCACCCUCCGAAAGCCGAUUCAAGCCAAAGUUGAGGUCGACGUGUCUGAGUUGUAUCUUUUCUUCCUUUCGCUCAAGUUUCUCAGAUCUGCCUCCGGUUCAUUCUGCGUAGCCCUAUUUGUUCUUUUUCUUCAUCCAUUAGAUUCUAUAGGAUUUGCGACAUGGUCUCACAGCUUUGGACCGCUUGCUCUGAGGGAAACCUCGAAACAGUUCUUGGCAUACUCAAUGAUGCAUCUUCGGUCGAUAUCGAGAUCAGAGAUCACACAGGGUCCACCCCACUCAUCGAAGCAGUCAAGAACGGACAUGUUGAUGUGGUGAAGGUGCUACUCGACCGAGGUGCCGAUCCUUCUUUUGCAUCGGUGCAUGGCCAUCCAGAAAUGUACACAUCUGAUGCUGCGAUCUUGGAGCUCUUCAAUAAUGCCCAAAACAAGCCCGCGCCCAAUGGUGUACCCGCACAAGAGCAAGGCUACACUCAGGAUUCGAUGAUUAAUCCUGUGAAACCCUACUAUCCUGUCCCCGCUGGACCUUAUGCUUAUUACCCAGGCGUACCCCCUAUGCCGACAUUGCCCGAUGGCUCUCCUGCGUAUUAUGCGCAGACCCCCAUGCAAAUGGGUGAAAACGGAGGUUUUGGUAACCUUCCUCCGCCGGAAGUGGCACGUUUCAUUCCUUGCAGAUACUUCCCUGCUUGUCGUUACGGUUCUGCUUGUCUCUUUGCGCAUCCCCAAGCUGGCCCAUAUUAUUCUGCUCCCCCACCGCCCCCUGCCCAAUAUCCCACUCCUUAUGAUCCAAUGACUCAACAACCUUAUGCCCCUAAUUAUUACGCUGUACCUCCGCCUACAUAUCACCCACCAAGUUCGGUCCCUCCUCACAUCAACCCCGCAUCGCCUACCGCAGGUCCCGUUCACACUCCUCCACACCCACCGAUGGCUCAUACUAGGUCUGGUUCAGAAGCGAUAUCGCCUGUCCAGGUUCCGUUCAGCCCUUCCGCUGCGCCUGCACCGGUACCAUACGGUGCUGUAUCACCUGUAUCACCAUCGUACCCACCACCAUCUCAUGUACCUCUUCCACUUUCUAUCCCUUCGCUUCCACCUCCCCAUCAACCACCUAGUGCGCCAGGUCCGCAAUCACCGCAGACAGUAUAUCCGAAUGGGCCGAUUUCUGCACCUCCAUUCGCUGUUCGUCAAGAUCCUGUACCAUAUCAAUCUCAUGGCCCGCACCACCAGCACCACCAUGGAUUCAAUGAAACCAAUGGUGGGCCAAAGCCGCCUCAUACUGAGGGCUUUGGCCACGGUCCAGUGUUUCGCCAGGGCGUGAAUCAAAAUCGCCGGGGUAGUAUGAGGCGUGGAUCCUUCGGUGGGAGUCGUAAACCGGCCUGCCUAUUUUACCCUACAGGCAGGUGUAGAAAUGGCGAUGAUUGUCGUUUCCCUCAUGUUCUUCCUGACGUUACGAAUACUCAUCCUACUCAUUUUAAUGGGAGGGGACCACGUCCAAAAGAUAACGCGCGGAACGGACCGAACGGUAUUCCUACGAUUGAGGAAAAAAUGGCUAACUUGAAUGUUCGAGAAGAUGCUCAGCCUCGCGUGAACGGCACCGCAGCUUCUAGCCGAUCUCAAUCGACAGACGGCAGCCGCUCGAGGGGAACAAAAUCCAAUGGUCCGUCUCGGGCGGAGAAAAAACUUACCCCAAAGCAGAGGGUUCCCAAUGCAGAUGAGUUCCCUGUACUUGGGGGUUCGACAAAUUCGUCGAGAAGCUCCGUCAAUGGGUCGUGCGGUCCGACGGCAGCACAAGUGCUUCAAGCUCCCGCGCCCGCCCGCAAAGAAACUGCAAAAGACCUAGCGACUCGAGCUGCAUCUCCAGAACAGAAUUCUGUAAAAAACCAGGCUGAAUCGAAGCCUGCUGGGGUCAAUGGCGUACAGCCUCAUGGCACGCCUGCUACUGUCCCACCACCUGCCAAGUUGCCCCUCUCUUUUGCAGCUGCAGCGACGGGUACCGCGCCUGACGUCGCGAAGGAGGUGUCUGUCUCUGCGUAAAACGGACCUAUCUUUACAUCUAUGACAUCAUCGGGUUCUGGCUUUACUUUAAUAUGAUAUUUCUUGUUUCAUUCAUUCGACUCCAUUUAUUUAUCCUUGCUACCAUAUUUUUCCGCUUCUGUUUCUGGAUCUUUUCCGCAUACACAUUAUUCAUUGCCAUGAUUUCACAGUUGUCCUUUUCGUCUGGUCAACACAGCAUUACAGUUUUUUCCACUCGGCUCGGUACCCUUGAUAUCUAGAAGAGUCCAAUUUUUUUUCUCUCAUUGUGCUCUUGUCUCAUCUAUCUACUGGUGUUGAUCUGUCUGCUGGGGUAUACAUACUAUUUACAUCUACUUCGACACUGACUCCCUCUCCCAUCUCAUAUCAUGUCUUGCUCACAUUCAGUAUCAAUAUCGCA
Messenger RNA from Suillus bovinus, 2452 nucleotides. RefSeq lists its product as uncharacterized. The coding region runs from base 187 to 2055 and encodes 622 amino acids. Gene Ontology annotation, molecular function: metal ion binding; protein binding. The transcript has 6 exons. NCBI's taxonomy places the organism in Eukaryota, Fungi, Basidiomycota, Agaricomycetes, Boletales, Suillaceae. The record is from RefSeq and is a predicted model, not a curated record.